CCCGUGGUGUCGUCUACGGUGGAGCGGGUUCAGGGCAGUCCUCCACACAGCCCGGGUCUGACUUGGAGUCUUCCUGUUUUACCCCAUUUGAUUGACUUAAAGGAUUUCAGGAGCGGCAUUCAUAAAUUUCCAGGAUGGAGAUCUCCUCCCACCAGUCUCACCUCCUGCAGCAGCUGAACGAGCAGCGCAGGCAAGACGUGUUCUGCGACUGCAGCAUCCUGGUGGAAGGCAGGGUGUUCAAGGCGCACCGGAACGUGCUGUUCGCCAGCAGCGGCUACUUUAAGAUGCUGCUGUCGCAGAGCUCCAAGGAGACCAGCCAGCCCACCACGGCCACGUUCCAGGCCUUCUCCCCUGACACCUUCACCGUCAUCCUGGACUUCGUCUACUCGGGCAGGCUGUCCCUCACCGGCCAGAAUGUCAUAGAAGUCAUGUCGGCCGCCAGCUUCCUUCAGAUGACCGACGUCAUCAGCGUGUGUAAGACUUUCAUUAAGUCCUCCUUAGACAUCAGCGAGAAAGAAAAAGACCGCUAUUUCAGCCUGUCGGAUAAAGGCGCCGACGCGAGCGGGGCAGAGCGAGCCUCCUUCUGGUGCAAGCACGAGCAGAGGAAAGAGUCCAUCCGGAAGACAAAGCACUUGAGACUGUCCCAGCCUUCCGAAGUGGCUCGUUUCAGGCCGAGCAGGCGAGAAGCUCGAUCGCCCGAGCCUUCCAGCCUGGCGUCCCCGCCCGCCGAAAUGGACCCCGCUGCUGGCUACCAGUGCGCUCAGGGGCCUGACGCCGCGCCCACAGGUUUCCCAGACGAUCUGCCCAGGAUGCGGUUCAAGUGCCCGUACUGCACGCACGUGGUGAAGCGGAAGGCAGACCUCAAGCGCCACCUUCGCUGUCACACAGGAGAAAGGCCCUACCCAUGCCAAGCCUGUGGGAAAAGAUUUAGCAGGCUCGAUCAUCUGAGCAGCCAUUUUCGAACAAUUCACCAGGCAUGCAAACUGAUCUGCAGAAAGUGCAAACGCCACGUGACUGACCUCACCGGGCAGGUGGUGCAGGAGGGGACCCGGCGCUACCGGCUGUGCAAUGAGUGCCUCGCCGAGGUCGGCCUCGACAGCCUCCCUGGGGGCCUGGAGGCCGAGCAGCAUCUCGUGUCCCCGGCAGAUGGAGAGAAGGGUUCCAGGUGGCCCUUGAGCGAGGAUGAGAACAGAUCGUAUGUGGAGAUCGUCGAGGACGGGUCUGCUGACCUGGUCAUACAACAGGUGGAUGACAGUGAAGAAGAAGAGAAGGAGAUAAAGCCCAACAUUAGGUAGCUCUCUGCGAGCCCGACAGGCACGCCCGCGAUGUCGCUGGCCUCCUCUCUCUCCCUGGGCAGGGUCUGGUUAACAGUUUCCGUUCUGACUCCAAGAAC
This is a messenger RNA of Tupaia belangeri chinensis (Chinese tree shrew), 1393 nucleotides long. RefSeq names its product zinc finger and BTB domain containing 8A (gene ZBTB8A). The record is from RefSeq and is a predicted model, not a curated record. Gene Ontology annotation, biological process: regulation of transcription by RNA polymerase II. NCBI's taxonomy places the organism in Eukaryota, Metazoa, Chordata, Mammalia, Scandentia, Tupaiidae. Gene Ontology annotation, molecular function: DNA-binding transcription factor activity, RNA polymerase II-specific; RNA polymerase II cis-regulatory region sequence-specific DNA binding; protein binding.